Molecule: messenger RNA, 3298 nt
Organism: Dermochelys coriacea (leatherback sea turtle)
Lineage: Eukaryota; Metazoa; Chordata; Testudines; Dermochelyidae
Gene: AP2M1
Product: adaptor related protein complex 2 subunit mu 1
Exons: 11
Coding region: 1002-2303 (433 amino acids)
Biological process (GO): clathrin-dependent endocytosis; intracellular protein transport
Cellular component (GO): AP-2 adaptor complex; cytoplasmic vesicle
Molecular function (GO): clathrin-cargo adaptor activity
Source: RefSeq, a predicted model, not a curated record
CUGGCAGGUGAGGCCGGGCAGCGGCUGCUGGGGCGCGGCGGGGCCCUCCCUUGCCCCGGGCUGCCCUGGGUGGGGGCCUCGUCUCGGGGGCCCUGUGGGCCGGGAUAGGGGGCGACCUCCCUCCCUCCCUCCCGUCCGGGCGGGGUGGGCACUCCUCUCGGGAGCCCUCGGGGCGUGGGUCACCGCCUGCCCUGCCCUGCCUGGAAGCGAGGUGCUCCCCUGGGGGCCGGCUCAGCGAGCUCCCCCCUUCCCCGGUGCCCUAUGGCGGGCGCUGGCUUGGCAUAGGCUGGGCUCGGUCCCUACAGCUUCCCCCCCUAUAUCUGGGAGGGGGGCCCCAUGGGGGGAAUAGACCCCGCCUCAAGGGGGUAGGGGAGGGAGACCCCCUGGAUCUUGAGGGGAAAUAGACCCUACAUGUGGGGUGGGUGGGUGGGUGUGAAACCCUGAAUUUUUCGGGGGGGGGGGGGACAUAGACCCUAUGCCUGGGAGGGUGGGUACGAGGGAGGACGAGACCUUGUAUUCUGGUUGGGGGGAAUAGAUGCUGUGUCUCCGCAGGAGUGCGCAAGAGAGGCGCUGAUGUAUGGGCGGGGGGGAAGUGGACUCGGUAUUUGGGAAGGGGGUGUGAGGGAGAGACCCUGUAUCUGGGUUUCUUGUUUCAUCGUUUUUCCUCACCCAAUGCUCUAGAGCAGGAAGUCUGGUGGCUCCUUGCUUGGCUCACCGCUGACCUGGGAGAAGCUGCAAGGAAAAGAAUCUUUCUAUCCUUGGCUUGGGAUGGGUGGGAGUUUGGCUUGUAGCUACAAAUGCCUUGUGCUUGGGCUAACAAAUGUUGCGCUAACCAGUACCUGGCUGGGUCAGCACUUGGUGGGAGACUCCCAAGGAGAAAACAAGUACUGCAGGAACUGGUGUGGGUGGCUUUUCUCCUAUGUCCGUGUACAACCCAUUGCUCCGCUGUGAUACUGAGUAUGGUCUUAUGCAAUAUGGAAAGAGAAGACUAAGGUUCCAUCAUGAUCGGAGGCUUGUUCAUUUAUAAUCACAAAGGAGAGGUUCUAAUCUCUCGAGUCUACCGUGAUGACAUCGGGCGGAAUGCAGUGGACGCCUUCCGUGUCAAUGUCAUCCAUGCACGGCAGCAGGUGCGUUCGCCUGUCACCAACAUUGCCCGCACCAGUUUCUUCCAUGUCAAGCGUUCCAACAUCUGGCUGGCUGCAGUCACCAAGCAGAAUGUCAAUGCUGCCAUGGUCUUUGAAUUCCUCUACAAGAUGUGCGACGUGAUGACUGCCUACUUCGGGAAGAUCAGCGAGGAGAACAUCAAGAACAACUUUGUGCUGAUCUAUGAGCUGCUGGAUGAAAUCCUGGACUUUGGCUAUCCUCAGAACUCUGAGACAGGGGCUUUGAAAACCUUCAUCACGCAACAAGGCAUCAAGAGCCAGACUAAAGAAGAACAAUCGCAGAUUACCAGUCAGGUGACUGGUCAGAUUGGCUGGAGACGUGAAGGGAUCAAGUACCGUAGGAAUGAGCUUUUCCUGGAUGUGCUGGAGAGUGUGAAUCUGUUAAUGUCACCACAGGGUCAGGUUCUCAGUGCCCACGUCUCUGGCCGGGUGGUGAUGAAGAGCUAUCUGAGUGGAAUGCCAGAGUGCAAGUUUGGUAUGAAUGACAAGAUCGUCAUUGAGAAACAGGGCAAAGGGACUGCAGAUGAAACAGGGAAAAGCGGCAAACAGUCAAUCGCCAUUGACGACUGCACUUUCCACCAGUGUGUGCGGCUCAGCAAGUUCGACUCGGAGAGGAGCAUCAGCUUCAUCCCACCUGAUGGAGAGUUUGAGCUAAUGAGAUACCGAACCACCAAGGACAUCAUCCUGCCCUUCCGUGUCAUUCCCCUGGUGCGGGAGGUGGGCCGCACCAAGUUGGAAGUAAAAGUGGUGAUCAAAUCCAAUUUCAAACCCUCCCUGCUGGCCCAGAAGAUAGAGGUCCGAAUCCCAACUCCCCUCAACACCAGUGGAGUGCAAGUCAUCUGUAUGAAAGGGAAGGCAAAGUACAAGGCCAGUGAGAACGCCAUUGUGUGGAAAAUUAAGCGUAUGGCUGGAAUGAAGGAGUCCCAGAUCAGUGCAGAGAUUGAACUGCUGCCCACCAAUGACAAGAAGAAAUGGGCUCGGCCGCCAAUCUCCAUGAACUUUGAGGUCCCAUUCGCACCCUCUGGGCUGAAGGUGCGUUAUCUGAAAGUCUUUGAGCCAAAGCUGAACUACAGUGAUCAUGAUGUGAUCAAAUGGGUGAGGUACAUCGGCAGGAGCGGAAUCUACGAGACCAGGUGCUAGCCCCAAGAGGCUGGCGGGUUCCCUCUCUUCCCCUGCCACCCUCCCAGUCUCCUUGGUCUUCAAGUACACUUAAAGAGAGCAUCUGUCCGGCCCCCUCUGCACAUGGAUUGGAAGUUAGACCCCUGUGGCUCACCUCGGGAAUGGACUCUCCUGUCUAUGAUCUCCAGCUGCCACUCUGGUGGUAACGAAGUUCAGAAUCUGACCAUGCACAGGAGGAGCAUAGCUAGCCUCCUGCUUCCUGUCCCAAGGUGGGGAGGGACUAGUCUAACCACCAUCCUCCUAGGAUCGUUCUAGGGAACAUCCACCAUUAAACUCUUCUGUUGGUGUCUCGCUACUUGCAUCAUAUCCUAGUAUUUUUGAAGUUCUUGUGCAUAUGUACUCAUAGAGUAGGCCUGAAAACCAUAGACUGGACAAAUCUGAGUUGACGCUGACCUGGCUCCUGUACUAGUUAUUGCUGUUGUGGUAGAUGUUGCUGUGCAGUCUGAGGCACCUAGGUGUGGUGAGCGCACCAAGCCUCCCCACCUCCCUUUUUUCCCUUGCAAAGUCUUCAGUAUCGUGUCCUGCCAUGGGAAGGUUUGUGACCAAAAAGGAUGAUGAGGGUUUAAGACGCUCUCGCUGGUGUGUAUGUGGGUGGCACAGCAUUUCACAGCCCAUAUCGGGUCCUUGCCGCACUUAUCCCCACCUGAUGCGGGCUUGAGCCAGAGUCUGCCCUCAGUGUAUUGGAAACUCCUCUUCCAUCCCAGCGGGUGUGGACGCAGGUCAUCCUUACUGUACCCAGGAUGUGAACUACAGGAUCCGUCCUUGGCAAUCUGAAACAUGAUGGCCAGUAAGAGCCCCCUGCCCCAGCCUACCCUCUCCACACUUCUACCAAAUGCUUCUGGGUCUAUAGAAAUGCUGCUGCUACCCACAGUCCUCUGCUUCUAAUAGUGUGGUCUCCAUUUUGUACACGUUGUGACUUGUCCAGUUCUAAACCUAAUAAAGUACAUAGAACAGAG